Molecule: messenger RNA, 1235 nt
Organism: Paraphaeosphaeria sporulosa
Lineage: Eukaryota; Fungi; Ascomycota; Dothideomycetes; Pleosporales; Didymosphaeriaceae
Exons: 2
Coding region: 19-963 (314 amino acids)
Biological process (GO): U4 snRNA 3'-end processing; rRNA catabolic process; nuclear mRNA surveillance
Cellular component (GO): nuclear exosome (RNase complex); nucleolus; cytoplasmic exosome (RNase complex)
Source: RefSeq, a predicted model, not a curated record
GAUAGAGCAACACGCAAGAUGGCGGCGAAUACUGAUAGGAGAAGGAUCAAUGCGCCAAGUGGCGGCACCUCUGCGCCGGUCUUUGCGAAGCCGGUCAAAGAACCUGGGUACCUUCAAUUGCUGCGGCCGAACAGAAACAGAGGGCCCAAUGAACUGCGAAAGACCUUCCUUCAAACAGGCGUUGUGCCCUCUGCGUCAGGUUCUGCAUACCUCGAAGUACCAACCACAACGACAACUUCACAUUCUUCUCUGAUCCCUCCGACCUCGAGCCUAAAGAUCGCUGCGUCCAUCCAAGGUCCAAAGCCUCUCCCCCGCAGUGCGCCCUUCUCCCCGACACUGGUGCUCACGACCACCGUGAAGUUCGCGCCAUUCGCUACUAGACAUCGGAGAGGAUAUAUUCGCGAUUCCGCGGAACGCGAUCUUGGCGUCCAUUUGGAGACUGCACUGAGGGGUGUCAUAAUCGGCGAACGGUGGCCCAAGAGCGGGCUUGAAGUCGUCAUUACCAUUCUGGAAGGAGAUGAAGAUACGUGGUGGGGUGAUAGCAAGGCCGAGGGAGGAUCUGGCAGCGGUUGGGGUCUACUCAAUGUGCUGGCCGGUUGCAUUACAGUUGCAAGCGCUGCGAUUAUGGAUGCGGGCAUUGACUGCGUUGAUAUGGUAGCAGGAGGAGUGGCGGCAAUGACAAGAGACGGGCAAAAAAUACUAGACCCAUGUCCAGCGGAGCACCAAGACAUUGUCGCUGCCUGCGCAGUGGGUUUCCUGGCGUCAAGAGAUGAGAUUACGGAACUAUGGCUCAAGGGUGAAGUCGGCGCGGAACCUGACGAGCUUAUCGAGAGUGCCACGCAUGCCGCAAUGGGUAGUGUCAGCGUACUGAGGGAGGUGCUGCUCGAGAACAUAGAGACAAAGACGAAGGUCGCGAGUGAGGGAUCAAAAAGGAGACUCGAGGACCUUGAAGUGAGGGAUUAACCGAACGCAUGACUGCAGCAAGUCUGACGCAUGGAUCAUGACGGGUCGUUUGGAUAUUUUUUGCAUAGCGACGGCGUUUACAUACCAAAAGGAUGGGAGUGAAUAUCAGGAGCAUAGCAUUCCGGCUGUCCAAUCAAUGCUACGUCAUGAUUCCACUGUGAGUUGCAUGUCAUGGUUUUAUGGGUAUACAUCCUCAUCGUUGCACGGAAACCCAGUCUCGUAAAUCACCUCCAUAUGCUCCAUGUUCCACCAAUAUCAACAUUUUCACCAUG